AACAAUUCAGGAUGAAUCUUGUCAAAAGUUUUUCUGGAAGUAUGGGUCUUUGAUUGUGUGUUUCCUGAAAGCAAGACCAAUCAUUUCCGUUUAUUCACUGGCUAAACCCCUACUUGAUUGGGGACAAGGACAGAAACCAUCCAUUACGAUCUGAUAUAUUAUCCAAACAAUUUAGUGUAUUCAUGAGGUAACCGAAACGUGGGGGCUGCGAAAUUACCCGUAAUCAAUUGCAACAGCGAGUGCGCGUCCCCCCCGGGUGUCGGACAACUGCAACUCCGCGUCUCAGUAAUAGGCGGGAGCCACAGCAAUUCGGAGUUGCGCUGCUCGCUACCUGAUCGCCAAGCUGGGGACACUGGACGUGCUCAGAAGACGCGGGCGCUGACGAGGCGGCCUCGCCGCUGCUCCGCCGGGAUCCUGGACCACACUCGCCGCCUCUCGGCGAGCGCGCCACUCGGCGGUCGCCGCUGACCCGCCCGCGGCCGCCCCGCGGGGACAUUCAUUCGUGCCGCUUGCCUCUCUCCGGGCAGGGAGUAAGGGCUGUAUUGUAGGGGUUUUGUCCCCCCUCUAUUUUUUUUCCUCGCCUUUUUUUUUUUGUUGUUGUUGUUGCUCGUGCCUCUCCUAUGUUCGGGAAACCAGACAAAAUGGACGUUCGGUGCCACUCGGACACAGAGGCCGCCCGGGUCUCCAAGAACGCGCACAAGGAGAGCCGGGAGAGCAAGGGCGCGGAGGGGAACCUCCCCGCCGCCUUCCUCAAGGAGCCGCAGGGCGCCUUCUCUGCGUCGGGCGCUCCGGAAGAUUGUAACAAAAGUAAAGGCAAUUCAGCAGCCGACCCGGAUUACUGCCGCCGGAUCCUGGUCCGAGAUGCCAAGGGGUCCAUCCGAGAGAUCAUCCUCCCCAAAGGCCUGGACCUGGAUAGGCCCAAGAGGACACGCACGUCCUUCACCGCCGAGCAGCUCUACCGCCUGGAGAUGGAGUUCCAGCGCUGCCAGUACGUGGUGGGCCGAGAGAGAACGGAGCUCGCACGGCAGCUCAACCUCUCCGAGACGCAGGUGAAGGUCUGGUUCCAGAACCGGCGCACGAAGCAGAAGAAGGACCAGGGCAAGGACUCGGAGCUGCGCUCGGUGGUGUCAGAGACCGCGGCCACUUGCAGCGUGCUCCGGCUGCUGGAGCAGGGCCGCCUGCUGUCGCCGCCAGGCCUGCCAGCGCUCCUGCCGCCCUGCGCCACGGGCGCGCUCGGCUCCGCGCUCCGCGGGCCCAGUCUGCCGGCCCUGGGCGCGGGCGCCGCCGCGGGCUCGGCCGCCGCCGCAGCCGCCGCCGCCCCGGGUCCUGCCGGGGCCGCAUCCCCGCACCCGCCAGCCGUGGGCGGCGCUCCGGGCCCGGGGCCCACCGGGCCCGGGGGACUGCACGCGGGCGCACCGGCCGCCGGCCACGGCCUCUUCAGCCUGCCCGUGCCCUCGCUGCUCGGCUCCGUCGCCAGCCGUCUUUCCUCCGCCCCGUUGACAAUGGCCGGUUCACUGGCAGGGAAUUUACAAGAACUCUCCGCCCGAUACCUGAGCUCCUCGGCCUUCGAACCUUACUCCCGGACCAACAAUAAAGAAGGGGCGGAGAAAAAAGCGCUGGACUGAUUUGAAGUGUUUCCCUGUAUUUAUAUUUAUAGUAUCUAUUGUGGUGAUAUUUAUGGACUCACGCGCAUUAGGCGCCGGGGCUCCUGAGCUGGGCACCCGGCUCCCAAGAGGCCUCUGACAGCUCUCCUUCCGCACCAGUUUCUGCCAUUUGGGCUACCCUCCCCCCCGUGUCGUCCCACACCCACCCUCCGGCGCCAACUUCCUUCUGCAUCCAGGAGAAUCCAAAGAAUUGGGGGGGGAAACCAACCUGAUGCCCCAACCAGUGCCUGGCCCUGGAGGGAAAGACUGGUUCUAAGUCCAAAGCACAGGACAUCUGCUUUAGAUUGAGCCGCUGCUGCCGUUCAUUAUGCUUAUGAAUAUUUGAAAAAGGGAAGCUGCAAGUAGACCCCAGCUGAAAAGGCUGAUAGGUUUCGUUAGACCAAAAAGGAUGAGGCUCCUUCCUCUCGCCAGAGAAACCAGGGCUUUUGGAAGCCGCUGGACACCACUUUGCGGACAUCUCGGGAGAGCCGGCGCACACUCAGCUUCCUGGCUGGACAAAUCGUGCCGAAUCUUCUCCCCCUUUUAGAAAAACUCCCAUCACCACCAACCCCGAUCCCAGGAGACAAUAAACCAAACAUCAUGAUAGGCGACUGUUGUAAUAACGUUUGAUCUAAUCAGCAAUAAAAGGAGAGUAAUUACCAUACAGAACCGAGUGGAGUGGAAGCAGUUUUUUAAAAACUCAUAACGAUGGAGUUAGGAAGCGGUAAGAAAAUUCAGGAUAGAAAAUGCAUCCAGGGCAAUGCAAAAUUAAAGAUCCGGGUGUUACGACUUUAAACAGGAAUUGAAAAGGGAAAAAAGCAAAAGAAAUGCCUAUGCCGCGAAUGAUAGAAAAUUCAGGAUCUUCUCCGAGGCUGCUGCGGGAGAUAACCGACGGCCUCACGCUCCUCCGGGAGAGAGUAGGGCAGCUCCCGGCCUCUCCUCCCCACCGUCUCCCGGAUCCGUGGCUCCGGGCAGCAUUGCUAGGUUUGGAAACAAAUCAGUGCCCAUCCCUCUCCCCCACCCCCGGAUUCACAAAACCCUCCAGCACUCUGGAAACGUCCGAAUGGCAGCCGCGGACAGGGCGACCCGGCCUCCUCUGUCGGUAGUCUCCGUAUCCGGAUCAGUUCCCUGCGUGGUUAGGAAAAGCAUCCUUUUCCACCUCCUUCCCUAUAAAACAACAACAACAGAAACAGAGUUUCCACGGUUCCAAGUGAGAAAACCGGACCUCCACUCGGUCGCGGCCUCACCCCUUCCCCCGCAACAACGCCCAUCCCCACGGCCACGGCCACGCAUAUUUUGACCAAAACCACAGACCCAGACGGCGGGUGCUGCAGCGUCUAAGAAUGUAUUCGUCCAUCCGAAGUGAGCGGAGAGCAUUUUAAAAAUAGUAAUUUUAUUGUAAAUUAUUUACGUCGGAAGCUUUCCCCCCUUUUCCUUUUUUCUUUCUUUUUUUUUUUUCCUUUUUCUGUCUUUUUUUUUUUUAGGCAAAUAGUGAAGAAAAUAAUGAACGAUUCACACGCGGGUAGGUGUUACUGAAUCCUGACUACUAACUGUUUUGAAUGUUUUGGAUAUUUGGAUGUUUUGUAUUUAUGUGGUGAGAGUGAAAUAUAUAUAUCUAUGAUGAUAAA
Molecule: messenger RNA, 3271 nt
Organism: Bubalus bubalis (water buffalo)
Lineage: Eukaryota; Metazoa; Chordata; Mammalia; Artiodactyla; Bovidae
Gene: VAX1
Product: ventral anterior homeobox 1
Exons: 3
Coding region: 621-1625 (334 amino acids)
Biological process (GO): central nervous system development; neuron differentiation; regulation of DNA-templated transcription
Molecular function (GO): DNA binding; DNA-binding transcription factor activity, RNA polymerase II-specific
Source: RefSeq, a predicted model, not a curated record